AUGGCCGAGCAAAGCUUUACCAUGUUCCUGCAACAGGACGACAAGGAAAUGACACGGUACUCUGACCACCACUCUCACGGCGUUGCCUAUACGUCGGCCUCGAUGGAUAUGGGCAUCCCCGCCGACACCUACAGCGCAUAUGCAGGCUCCCUCGCGACCACCAUGGGCAGCCUCGAGCAGACCAUGUACAGCAGCGAACACGGCAUGCCCAGCUACAUCCUCAAUACCCGCACCUCGCCGAGCACAUAUCACGACGAUGGCGAUAUGAGACUGUCUUCGUCGGGUCUGUCAACAGCUUCGGCGCCGUCGGCGCCGUCCUCUGUCGUCGGAUCACCACAGUCACAUACCGGCCAUCUCGGCGUCCCGGAGUGGGCUACUAUGCAACCCGGUAUCGUGGGCGACUACAUGACGGGAGGUGACUACCCGACUUUCUCGAGCUCGAAUGUGGAUGACAUGUCGACAUUUGAUUUUACGCAAGCCAAGACUUUUGUUGCUGCUGCCCAUCGACAGUCCUAUAUCCGACGUCAUGGCUGCAUCCUGAACGGCGGCGCCGAGGCAGCGUCAGGUUCUGUAUCGGUGGACGCUGCAGCGCAGGACUCUCAGGUCGGUUUAGCGUGCAUCGCCGAGCCACAGGACCCGCUUGCCCCGACUUGUUCAGCUGGCCACUUGCACAGCCAGCCAGCAAGCAGCCUACACAGCCUGCCUGUGGAACGGUUUUCGUCCUUUCUGACUGCAGCGCAAAUCUUCAGCCUCAGUGCCGUCUACCGCUGCCUGUCCUUGUCCCAUCCCUCCUUUUCUUCAUAUGCCUCGCAUCCAUCGUCCAUCGUCCAUCAUUCAUCAUUCAUCAUCACUUUUUACUUGCAGUCUUGCACCAAUUCCUCUCCUCGUUUCCUCGCACUCUACCGAGUACACCGGGGGGCUUCGGGCUAUUUCUCCAACCGAGACAUUGCCGUGGGAUGCCCACCAGUCUGUGCAUUUGUCCACCACACUUGCACACUCAGCGCCCCACUUCCUGUUUGGCCUUCAAUUCGUCGCACCCCGGUGCUCUACCGUGGCAGCUUUACUGACAAGAUGAUCCCGGCUCCAGAUCCCUCGCUGAUCCACCCUGAGAUUGGACAGCCGAACCCAAUGUCCUUUUCGCCAUAUGAUGCCGGCUUCCAUCAACCCGUCCAUCCGUAUCCCGCCUCUCCCUCGCUCGCCGCCUCGCCUCAACCUUCGAUGAUGCGCACCAGCUCCUCUUCUCCUUACCUCCACAAUGGCUCUUUCCAGACCGGCUUCGCUCACAGUCCCUACGGCACCCCCAUGGACCCCGCCGCUCGCCGCCAGAGCAUGGCCGGCGGCUUCAUUUCGCCUGGCUCUGCCGAGAACUUCUCCGGCGACGAGACCAAGGAGCGCCAGCGCUGCACGUACCCCGACUGCGGCAAGGUCUUCAAGGACCUCAAGGCGCACAUGCUCACGCACCAGACUGAGCGCCCCGAAAAGUGCCCAAUCCAAACUUGCGAGUACCACAUCAAGGGCUUUGCUCGCAAGUACGAUAAGAAUCGCCACACAUUGACCCAUUACAAGGGGACCAUGGUUUGUGGUUUCUGUCCCGGCUCCGGCUCGGCCGCCGAAAAGUCGUUCAAUCGCGCCGACGUUUUCAAGCGCCAUCUCACAACGGUCCAUGGUGUCGAGCAGACGCCACCAAACUCACGCAAGAAGGCCCCCACCGGCAGCAACACCGGCAAAAAGCUUACUGGCUACGCGCCCGAUGCUACUGGCAAGUGCAGCACUUGCUCCCAGACCUUCUCCAAUGCACAAGACUUCUAUGAGCAUUUGGAUGACUGCGUCUUGCGCAUUGUUCAGCAAGAGGAUCCUGCCGAAGCCAUCAACGCCCAGCGCCUCGCCGAGGUGGAGAAUGACAGUAGCGUUCACCAGACUUUGGAGAAGAAUAAUUUGCCUACCGCCACGCCUUCGAACCAGGGUACUCCCGGCGAAGAGGACGAAGAUGACGAGGAAAUGGAAGACGACGGCGAGGACCGCCUCAAUGCGUCUCCCAAGAAGAAGCUGUCUCUCAUUAACGGCGUUUCCAAGUCGCGUGGCCUAACGCAUUCCCGCGGCGGUGUUCCCCUCAUUGGCAAGACACGAGGUCGCAAGAAUCGCAAGGAUUACCCCUCAUCUUGGGGCUUCGACAAGGGUCAAAUGACCAUGAAGAAGCGCAUCAUGGCCGUCUUCGAUGGCGGGCGCCGCCUGGCCAAGGAUGAUCUGAUGCUCUCUACCGACCGUGAGGUUCGCCUUAAGCUCUCGGAUGGCAAGGCCUACGUCACAGACCUGGACGUGCAGACCAUGAAGCGCGCUGAAGGUUUCCUAAACGCCACCGAGGACGAAAAAGGUCCCUGGAUCUCCGACGACCCUACCGAGGAGCAGAUUAUGGAGAUGCAGAGGGUACAACAAAUCCUUAGCAUCACCGAGCCCGCCGCAGACCCGACACCCGCUUCUUCGUGA
Molecule: messenger RNA, 2484 nt
Organism: Cordyceps militaris CM01
Lineage: Eukaryota; Fungi; Ascomycota; Sordariomycetes; Hypocreales; Cordycipitaceae
Product: Zinc finger domain-containing protein, C2H2-type
Exons: 4
Coding region: 1-2484 (827 amino acids)
Biological process (GO): regulation of transcription by RNA polymerase II
Cellular component (GO): nucleus
Source: RefSeq, a predicted model, not a curated record